CGGGAAGCCGGCGAGGUCGAUUCCGCCCGACUCUAACAUGGCGGCGCCCUUUGUCUGCUCUGAAGUGCCGUCUCCGGCCUUCUCGCGGCCGUGAUGCACCUCCCUCUGUGGUGGGGUCCGGGACAUGGCAGGUCCUGAGCUGGAAGAGGGGAGCCAACCUGGAGUUUACACAGACAGACUGUCAGAAAAGCGUGGCUUGGGCUGUUUGGAAAUCUGAGCAUGGCCAGAUCCUGGUUGGAGUCCUGUUGCUGUGGAGUAGACAAGACAGGAGACAGGAGACAGUCGGAGGGGUGCUGUGAUCAUCUGAGAGCAUUGCUCACAGGCUGGGGGGAAAUGCCUGGGUCUACCUGGUGAAGGCUGGUGCCCCCACGCUCACGCCACAUCGCCUCAGGGAGAGAAGGAGUUGUGUGAGCUGUUCGCAGGCAGCCAGCUGGUGGAGCCAUGGAUUUCCCCCAGCACAGCCAGCACGUCCUGGAGCAGCUGAACCAGCAGCGGCAGCUGGGGCUCCUGUGUGACUGCACUUUCGUGGUGGACGGGGUUGACUUUAAGGCCCAUAAAGCGGUGCUGGCUGCCUGCAGCGAGUACUUCAAGAUGCUCUUCGCGGACCAGAAGGACGUGGUGCAUCUGGACAUCAGUAACGCGGCAGGCCUGGGCCAGGUGCUGGAGUUCAUGUACACGGCCAAGCUGAGCCUGAGCCCUGAGAACGUGGACGAUGUGCUGGCCGUGGCCAGCUUCCUCCAGAUGCAGGACAUCAUCACGGCCUGCCACACCCUCAAGUCAAUCGCUGAGCCAGCCACCAGCCCCGGGGAAAACAUAGAGGCUGCAGCCACGGAAGGAGGGGACAGGAGAGCCAAGGGGGAGAAGGCUGCUGCCACCACGCUGAGCGAGGUGGACCAAGCGGGAAGCAGUCCAUUGGCAGGCCCAGGCAGGGAGCCCAAGGAGGAACGAGGCGGGCAGGCCGAGAGUGCGGCCAGCGGGGCAGAGCAGACGGAGAAGGCUGAUGCCCCCCGGGAGCCGCCGCCUGUGGAGCUCAAGCCAGACCCCACCAGCGGCAUGGCUGCUGCCGAGGCCGAGGCCGCCUUGUCAGAGAGCUCUGAGCAAGAGAUGGAGGUGGAGCCAGCAAGGAAAGGAGAAGUCGAGCAAGAGGUGGAUGGUGCUGGGCCGGCCGCGGUCAAGGAGGAGGGACCCCAGCUGGAGAAUGGCGAGGACAAUGAGGAGUCCGCGGGCACGGACUCGGGCCAGGAGCUCAGUGUGGAGGCCCGGAGCCUGCGCUCAGGCACCUAUGGCGACCGGACUGAGUCCAAGGCCUACGGCUCCGUCAUCCACAAGUGCGAGGACUGUGGGAAGGAGUUUACGCACACGGGGAACUUCAAGCGGCACAUCCGCAUCCACACAGGCGAGAAGCCCUUCUCGUGCCGGGAGUGCAGCAAGGCUUUCUCCGACCCGGCCGCCUGCAAGGCCCACGAGAAGACACACAGCCCGCUGAAGCCUUAUGGCUGUGAGGAAUGCGGCAAGAGCUACCGGCUCAUCAGCCUGCUGAACCUGCACAAGAAGCGGCACUCGGGCGAGGCGCGCUACCGCUGCGAGGACUGCGGCAAGCUCUUCACCACCUCUGGCAACCUCAAGCGGCACCAGCUGGUGCACAGCGGCGAGAAGCCUUACCAGUGCGACUACUGUGGCCGUUCCUUCUCCGACCCCACCUCCAAGAUGCGCCACCUGGAGACCCAUGACACUGACAAGGAGCACAAGUGCCCACACUGUGACAAGAAGUUCAACCAGGUGGGGAAUCUGAAGGCCCACCUGAAGAUCCACAUCGCAGAUGGGCCCCUCAAGUGCCGAGAGUGUGGGAAGCAGUUCACCACCUCAGGGAACCUCAAGCGGCACCUUCGGAUCCACAGUGGGGAGAAGCCCUACGUGUGCAUCCAUUGCCAGCGGCAGUUUGCGGACCCCGGCGCACUGCAGCGGCACGUCCGGAUCCACACGGGUGAGAAGCCGUGCCAGUGCGUGAUGUGUGGCAAGGCCUUCACCCAGGCCAGCUCCCUCAUCGCCCACGUGCGCCAGCACACUGGCGAGAAGCCCUACGUCUGCGAGCGCUGCGGCAAGAGAUUUGUCCAGUCCAGCCAGCUGGCCAAUCACAUUCGCCACCAUGACAAUAUCCGCCCCCACAAGUGCAGCGUGUGCAGCAAAGCCUUCGUCAACGUGGGGGACCUGUCCAAGCACAUCAUCAUCCACACUGGAGAGAAGCCUUACCUUUGUGACAAAUGUGGUCGUGGCUUCAACCGGGUGGACAACCUGCGUUCCCACGUGAAGACUGUGCACCAGGGCAAGGCAGGCAUCAAAAUCCUGGAGCCAGAGGAGGGUGGAGAGGUCAGCGUGGUCACAGUUGAUGACAUGGUCACGCUGGCCACCGAAGCACUGGCAGCAACGGCCGUCACUCAGCUUACAGUGGUACCGGUGGGGGCUGCAGUGACAGCUGAUGAGACAGAAGCACUUAAAGCCGAGAUCACCAAAGCUGUGAAGCAAGUACAGGAAGCAGACCCCAACACCCAGAUUCUCUACGCCUGUGACUCCUGUGGGGAGAAGUUCCUGGAUGCUAACAGCCUGGCCCAGCACGUGCGGAUCCACACGGCCCAGGCCCUGGUCAUGUUCCAGGCGGACACGGACUUCUACCAGCAGUAUGGACCAGGCGGCACGUGGCCCGCCGGGCAGGUGCUGCAGGCCGGGGAGCUGCUCUUCCGCCCUCGGGAUGGGGCUGAGGGCCCACCUGCUCUAGCAGAGACCCCACCUGCAGUCCCGAACUGAAAAGGGUGGCUCGGCUUCCUAGAGAAUAAAUUUGAUUAUUUUCUAAUGCUGCCUAGAGCUCCCUGUGGUGGGAAAGGGGGGUAGCUGGAGAGCUGGCAGCUAUGGCUGAUGCCAUGGAAGAGCUACCCAGCCAACAGACCUGCUUCUUGGAAAAGCCCGGCUGUUCCUCCUGCGGACCUGUCUAGAACCUGCUUUGCUGAGUUUGGGUGUGGGCAGCACAUAAGGGCAGAGAGACCAAGGUGCCACAUAGCCCGCACAGGCUCCUCUUGGGAGGUGUCUCAUCUGUUCAACUUUAGGAUCCGACCUUCUCUCGCCCCCAUGGAGCAGAGCUUUGACCUUGCCCCCGCUAGGCUUACGGGGUUGAAAAACUGGGAGAAGGGGCCAGCAGGGCCUCGCCAGGACCCAGGCAACCCAGCGAGACCCCAGCCCUAAGGCCACUUCUGGCAGGCUCAGCUCAGGGCCUGUUCAGAGCACCAAGGCAAGCAGAGAGCAAGGCCCAGCAGAUGCCGGCCCAGUCCCGUGGGCCUGGGGAGGCAGGAGGGCUUUUCUGCACUUGGCUGCACCAGCUUUUUGGGAACAUUUACUUGCCCUAAAUCAAUGGAGUGUCUAUAGCCAGGCUGGGUCCCCUGGAGGGCCAGCUAUGAGCAGCUAGGAGCUCUGACGGGAGAUAAGGACCACAGCGCCGUUACUAGGACCAGCCAGCAGGGGCCAGUGGAGCGGCUCCUUUGGGGGCUCAUUUCUGCUCUGUCAGCAGCGAGAUCCAUUUCUGCCCCCGUUUUCCUACAGUUUGCCCCCAGCAGCUGUAACACCUCACUCAGAGAUAUACCAUCUUCUUGCGCUGGAAGUGUGUCUAUUUGUAGGAGCCCCACUGGAUACUGUUGAGUAGCCCCCACUUCCCUGCCCUCCCACCUCCCCAGCUUGUAGUGGUUCUAGCAGAGGGGAGCCUUUCCUACCCGCUCCUGCCUCCUGUCCAGAGGCAGGUACAGGAUUACCUGCACCGCAAGGAGCACAGCAGGCCAGGCUCUGCCCGCUGCUCUGGGAGAAGGGAAGGGGCAAGAGACAAGAAACCAAAGCGUGAAUAAGAGGUGUGGCGUUUGUGUGGGGGUAGUUUAGUCUGUAACCAAUUUGAAGUGCCUUCAGCAUUACCUAAGAGCCAAUCAGAACCUUUUAGUUUCAAAAAUCAUUUACACCACAACAGUGAAAAAUGGUUCAAGUUCAGCAUCUGUGAGAGACAUUUCUUUGUGCGAGAGCCAUCAGUCUUCGGGGAGGACAGAUGAAAGGGCAGAAAAGCAGCAGGUCCCAUGUACAGACGUGGGGGGAGAGAUGGGGACAGCGCGGGGGGGAUUUGAGACAAGCAGAGCGAGACCCAAGUGACAAUCACACUCAUACUUGACAUGUUUUGUAUUUUUUAAUAAAGUUUGUAAUCCAAUGGACACACAAAACAAAACUGCGCUGAGAAAAACAGUUUCAUAAAUUAAUAAGUGUUAGGAAGUUGGGGGAGGUCCAGGUAAAGGAGGAGACCAGCCAGUCUUUUUACAGGUGCUGAGUGACACUUCCACGUCACAGGGCAGGCCUGUGCUGUGACGAAGCGCACUUGUACAAAUGAGUGACAAUACAAAGUCUGAGUAUGAAAAUAAGAUUUUUUCUGAAAACACAUUUUUGGCACAGAUUAAAAAAAAUGUAUGUCGGGGAAAUUUGAUUUUUUAAGUCAGUAUUAUAUAUAUUUAUAUAUAUUAUAUAUUUAUAUAUACACACAUCCCGAGUUCUGCAUAUCCCACCAAGAAAGAAAAUGAGCUAUCCUUCUGUUUGCCCUUUGCAAGUGUAAACUGUACAUCCAGGUGCCUCACAGAUGGUGGCGGCAGAGAAUGAAGAAAGGUGACAUCCAAAUGAGCAUGGGAAGGAAGGAGCGGGGACCAAAAAACCCAAUGAAAUGUUCCUCGACCCCAAGGUUCCAGCAGAAGUUGGAAGUCCUGCGUGAGUCUGCAAUGUGUGUUCACGUACACCAAACAUCCAGAGAGUCACAGCCUGUCUUCACUGUGCAAAGUCCAAGUCACUAAUUUAGUGCAAAGGCAGUUCCAUUUUCUUGUUUCUUAAAAACAAAAAAAAAAAAUUCCACUGCCCUGUUCCUUUUCUCCAAAGAG
Loxodonta africana (African savanna elephant) is the source of this 4943-nucleotide messenger RNA. RefSeq names its product zinc finger and BTB domain containing 17 (gene ZBTB17). Bases 442 to 2802 code for a protein of 786 amino acids. The record is from RefSeq and is a predicted model, not a curated record. Gene Ontology annotation, biological process: regulation of transcription by RNA polymerase II. The transcript is spliced from 17 exons. NCBI's taxonomy places the organism in Eukaryota, Metazoa, Chordata, Mammalia, Proboscidea, Elephantidae. Gene Ontology annotation, molecular function: DNA-binding transcription factor activity; RNA polymerase II cis-regulatory region sequence-specific DNA binding; protein binding.